AUGCCAGACGAUCGCGAGAUUCGAAAUGCACUGGAGGACUGCAAGGCAGCUGCCCGCAAACAAAGCAGCGACUCUCACAGCCAGUGGAGAGGAAUGAUGACAACGGGUACUGACAAAAUGAAGGCUUCUGCACGGAGGUUCUACAAAAGGGCACGGCGACAAAUGCGUGAGGCAAUGUCAUGGAUGGCCGAGCCAAUGUUGUUUCUGGCCAUUGUGCUGCUUGCACCUUUGAUCGCCGGCGCCGUGAAUUUCCUUCUGAGGAAUCCCGUAGAUACGGCCAUUGUGCAAGUGCAAGAUGUGGUGAUCCCCGUUUGGGCAUCAAAGGAGUGGGGCCCGGAGCCCAUGGGCCGCGGGAAGCCUCGCAGGGAAAAGCCUGAGGCUCCUGUCGGCGGGCCGGAGCUUGCAGAUUCCGAUGUCGAGGAAGCGGACAUCGAGGCAUUGGCGAGAUCCAAGCUCAGAGCGGGGGAGUUCAUCCUCGGCGAGGAGCCGAAGCCGACGCAGGAUGAAUCCGCAGAGGUGCAGGACACCGCAAAGCGAGGUGUUUGCCUAGCACCGCUGCUUUUGCAGCGGUUGAGCGAAAUAGAGUACAAGGUGCCCGAGGGUGCGAAGCGCGUCCCUUGGAUCGACACCAUGGCCAUAGAUGGACAGAACAACCUGCCAAAAGGGGUCACUGCCAAAGAUGGCGUGAAACUGGAAAGCGCCUUCCUAGGCAUGGCUGCAGAAGCAGCUGCUGAAGGCUACCGCAGGUUGCGGGUCAUGAAGAUCCCCUGUACGAGACCGAAUGACUUCUAUGCCGAGAUGAUGCGGCCUGACAAGCAAAUGUACCGAGUUCGCCAACAGGCAGCAGAGGAGGAGCGACGAAUCAAGAUUGUCGAAGACAGAAAGAAGCACCAAGCGAGCAAGAAGUUUGCCAAGAAGGCAAAAGCCAAGAAAUUGGAAGCCCGGGCGCAGGAGAAAAGGACGUCCCUGGAAGAGAUUGCAAACUGGCGGUCACGGAAGAAGAGCGAAGGAAACAACAAAGACGAUCAGGACUUGGAAGAGAUUCUAAGUCGACAGGGGAAGAAGAGAGACCAAGAUGGGCAGGGCAAAGGCAAGGGCAAGGCCAUGAAGUCGGCCAAGCGCCGCAACCUCGAUGAAAAGUACGGUUUCGGUGGGAAGAAGAAGCGAAGCAAGCAGAAUGACAAGAGCUCCACUCAUGACAUGUCCGCGUCUCCGUGGGGAAGAGGCAGGGGCAAGGGCGGCAAGGGCAGAGGAAAAGGCAAGGGCAAAGGCUCUGGCAAGAAGAGGCCGGUAGGUCUUUCCGCUGCUCAGCAGCGAGGCAUCGCCGAGGCCAGGGAGAUGUGGAUGGGGGAAAACUUCGACGAUGCUGAAACGCUGGUGCUGGGUGCGCACCUGGCAGAAGGCGAUGCCCCUGAGGAGGAAGGUAAGGUAGAUGAUGGCUUAUUGGACUUGCUCGGAGACGCCUCGGCAGAAGCAACAGAGUCAGCAGACACAGUGCCAGGUGCAAUACCUGGUGAGAGUGUUUUGGACAUGGCCGAGGAAGCGACGCCGGAGCCCACAUCGUCAGACGCUGUGGUGACUGCCGCCUCGGCCGCUGCCGCGAUCGCCGCCGCGGCCGCUGCUGCGACCGCCGCCGCGGUGCCUGAAGCUACAGGUGUGAAAAGAGCUGCCACGCAGACAUUGGACUUGAAUUUGGACGUCAUGGACACGGACAUGCAAGCAGGUCCCGUGUCCGAUGAGCACACAGGGGUGUUGUCUUCGGUGAACUUUGCCACCGCCACAGACAUCGUGCUGAAGUGCGAUUGCCUGUCCGUAGGCAGAGACGAGUCCAAUUUCGCGACCUUGACUGAUCCGCGAGUCUCGAGCGAGCAGUUUCGAGUCCACCGGAAGACUGUUGGAGCUGCCGGGCCGCCGUGGAGCUACGAACUGGAGGACUGCUCUAGAAACGGCACGCUGGUGAACAAGAAGCUGGUCCGAGGAGUCAGGAUUGCCUUGAAGGAUCAGGAUUUGGUGGAGGUGCUUCCAGCUUCGAAGGUUGGUCAAGCUGCAGCCAUCGCGUUUUUGUUCCAUUCUCCAGAUGCUGAUGUGCCUGAAGGCCCAGCAAAGAAAAAGAUUCGAUUAGAAGGCGACUCAGCCAGUGGCAAGGCUGGUGACGAGGCCAUCUUUGACGGCGCGAUGUGUGCAAUCUGCCAGGAGGUGAUGCACCGUCCCACCAGUGUACAGCCAUGCAUGCACAGCUUCUGCAGCUCCUGCCUGGGUGGCUGGUUGAAGCGGCCUGGCGACCGAAUUCCGAGGUGUCCAAUCUGCCGACAAGGGGUCGCCGGAGUUGGCAAGAAUCACGCGCUUGACAGCAUGAUCGAGGGUCUGCUGAAGGCACAUCCUGAUCGACAGCGUUCAAUCGCAACAAUCUCUGAUCUGGACAGUCGCGAUCCGCUACACGACUGUGGCUACGACCUGCUGAAGCUUCGUGGGCCUGGUGAUGUUGCUGCAGGUAUGGCACGUAUGGUAGUGGCUGCAGCAGCUGCUGCAGAAGCAAUGGAUGCAGAGGAUUCUGAGGACCAUUCUGAGCAUGAGCACGAGUCAUAUUCGGAGGAGGAGGAGGAGGCGCAUGCCUGGACUGCACCAGGAGCUUUGCGACCCGCCUGCAUCCAUUGUGGAGUCCCAGCCUGGCAGCCCUUACGUGCGGCUGUGGACCUCAGCACCUCGUCACCCGUUCCAGCCACCGCGCUGAUGAAGUCAGCACUGGCAAGCAACGCCUUCGAGCAGGAGAUCCUGCAGGAAUGGCUCCACAGCAAAGGAUUGAGCCUUCAACAGGCGAUGCAAAGCGUUCUCGAAAACCCUAACCCAGAAGGCGUUUCUGCGGUGGAAGUGCGCAGCGCGCCGGUCCCCGGAGGAGGGCCCGGGGCGCUCGUGCACCUGCCUGUUGGUGCCUGGACCGAACUGGCGAUGUGCCAGCCGUGCAGUCAACUGGUUUUGCGCAGCGUCGUCUACUCCAUCCGGGAGCGAAUCCAGAACGAGGAUCUUCCGGAGAGAGCAAGGGGACGCAGAAACUGCUGGUAUGGGCACUCUUGCCGGACGCAAAGCCACAAGCGGGCCCACGCCGAGCGUUUGAAUCACAUCUGUGCUCAAACUCGUUUUCAUUGA
This is a messenger RNA of Symbiodinium necroappetens, 3144 nucleotides long. The record is from the annotation of a GenBank genome assembly. NCBI's taxonomy places the organism in Eukaryota, Dinophyceae, Suessiales, Symbiodiniaceae.